This is a messenger RNA of Closterium sp. Yama58-4, 1110 nucleotides long. NCBI's taxonomy places the organism in Eukaryota, Viridiplantae, Streptophyta, Zygnematophyceae, Desmidiales, Closteriaceae. The record is from the annotation of a GenBank genome assembly.
AUGGUCUCUGCAACCCACGUGUUGUCAUCAGCUCCCCAUGGUGGGAAGAUAGGAGAGUACUCAUGUAUGCAUUUUCUCGCCCUUGUGAACUUCCUCACUCUCGUCCCCUCCCUUACACCCCCUCUCUCACGUUGUUCCCUCCUCUCCCCCUCAUCUCCAAACAUAUCCCUCCCUCAGGUGGCAGGGGGGGACGUGGUUGGGGGAGAGAGCAACCCAAAAGGAGGGGCAGGAAAGGCAGGGAAAGGGGGGGGAGGAAAGGGGGGCAAAGGGGGAAAGAAGGGGGGAGGGAGAGGGGGCAGAGGGGGAGGUGGGAAGGGAGGGGAGGAGGCGGCAUCUGAGGGGAGCACUCACGUGCGUGUGGACUGGGCUCUCCCUCCUUCCUGGAACGUUCCUCUCCAAGAUGCCAGCAAGGACGGGCAAGUGCAUGGCAUGGUGGCGCUGUCAGGCAGCGUGUUGGCGCUCUGCCUCGCCAUGCCUCCAGAUCCCUUCUCCCGAGUCCUGCACGACCUCAAGGUGCUGCCCGACCUCAAGGUGCUGCCCGACCUCAAGGUGCUGCACGACCUCAAGGUUGAUGCGGUGCGCAGUGUGGUGAGCCGACUCGACCUGGUGCAGGAUGGAGAGGAGGAGCAGGCAGAACAGGGGGAGCGCGAGGAGGCGGAGGGCGGGGAGAAGGAGAGAGGGGCAGGCGGAGAGUUGAAGGGAAAGGCAAGGGAGGGAGGGGAGGAGGAGAAGAGUGACAAGGUGGAGGAGGAGGAGGCAGCAGAGGAGCGGUGCAGUGAGCUGUGUGGGAUGGCAGCAGUGGCAGACGAGGCAGUGAGGGAGCAGGGCGUUGGUGUGGAGUGGGAGGGGCAGGUGGAAGGGGAAGAGGAGGAGCAGAGUGGCAUGGAGGGCAGUGCUGCUGCACCUGCUGCUGUGUGGCUUCCGCCUGGAACUGCACCUGCCAAGCUACACAGCAGCACCCGCACUGGCAGCGGUGGCAGCAGAGAUGAGAGUGCUGUGAAGGCAGGGGUGAAGGAGAAGGGUUCAGCAGGCAGGGCUGUGUCACUGCUGCUGGCUGUGCUCGGGGUGCUGCUGGCCCUCGUUGCUGCACUCGUGCUUGCCCUCAAAUGA